Molecule: messenger RNA, 979 nt
Organism: Carya illinoinensis
Lineage: Eukaryota; Viridiplantae; Streptophyta; Magnoliopsida; Fagales; Juglandaceae
Product: cyclic nucleotide-gated ion channel 1-like
Exons: 3
Coding region: 33-716 (227 amino acids)
Source: RefSeq, a predicted model, not a curated record
UUUGGACGUUGUAUCAGCGACAGGCUUCAAGUAUGAGUGCUCAACGCGGUGGGCGUCAGCCGGAGAAUCCGGGGAGUGGUCAGGACACCGAGGGGCAAUGCUGUUUUACGAAGACUUCAAGACGAAACGUAAUUACAGCAAUUACCAGGAAAAAUCUAAACUCAAAUGGGAAGUUCCUUAAAAUCUGGAAUGCAAUACUUCUGGCAUCGUGUGUGUAUGCAAUAGCGGUGGACCCUUUGUUCUUCUUCGUUCUUGUGAUCAACGAAGACAAAAAGUGCCUACAGUUUCACAACAAAAUAUAUUUCAUAGCUAUUGCUUUGCGAUCGGUUGCGGAUUUGAUAUCUCUUGCCAAUAUCAUUUUUGAAAUCCGUACAUCUUAUCUUGACAAAAAGAAAGCUGAACUUGGAGAAAUUGAAAUGGUUGGAAAUGCGAAGAGGUAUUUGAGGACUUACUUCCUAGUUGAUGUUCUGGCAAUUCUUCCUCUCCCACAGGUCUUAUUUCGAAUAUUCAUCUUUAGAGAAAUGAGAAGCUCAAAAUAUUCAGGUAUAAGGAAAAUCCUCAAUGCUCUUAUCCUUCUCCAAUAUGUGCCAAGAGCUCUCCGAAUUUAUGGGUCAUGGGAGAAAUUUAGCCUGACCAACAAGAAACUUGAUCAAGAUCAACGGUUUAAAUGCCUAUUUAAUCUCACUCUAUACACCCUUGCCGCUCAAGUAAGUUGAUUACCAAUUUCAUACUCAUUUUAUGCCACCUAAAUAUUUUUAUUGUUUAUCUAGUUUUACUUUGGCGAGUCUCACAUUAAGUUUUAAAUGUACGUAGGUGUCAAUUCAUGAAUAAACAUUGACAAAUUACAUGCAUGCAUUUCACACACAUAUAUGUAAUACUUCUGUGUCAAUGUAUUAUGUAUAGAUAUAUUUUAUGCUUAUAACCUGUGAACAACCUGCAAUUUUGCGUGGACCCUUAUGGUUUGAAAUUCUUUUGUACA